Amphiprion ocellaris (clown anemonefish) is the source of this 3658-nucleotide messenger RNA. Its product is annotated as hemicentin-1. Gene Ontology annotation, molecular function: integrin binding. The transcript has 11 exons. The record is from RefSeq and is a predicted model, not a curated record. The coding region runs from base 102 to 2546 and encodes 814 amino acids. Gene Ontology annotation, biological process: cell adhesion. NCBI's taxonomy places the organism in Eukaryota, Metazoa, Chordata, Actinopteri, Pomacentridae.
ACGGCGACUCGAGGCUGCGUAGCGCCAGAAGUGAAGCUGAGCAGGGGCUGGAAUAAACGACAGAAGGGACAUUGUUCAAACCAAAUGAGUAAACAAAUCCAAUGAGUAAGAGUACAUUGUUUGUUCAACUCUUCGCGGGGCUCGUUCUCAUUGCGACAGGUGUCCAUGCCUCCUGUCCCAUUGAGUUGAGCCCCGCCAGCGUUGUAGUGAAAUAUGGAGACCCAGUCUUGGUUAACUGCAGCACACCGGAGAUCCAGUUUGAAGGAAUAGGCUGGGAGGCUUCACAAGGAGGCACAGGUUUUGAGUUCGUCAACCAUUUGCCCUGGACUGUGGAGCGUCUAACACAAUGGACCGUCUCUCCGUUUUGCUUCUUCAGCUCAAAUUACUCUAACCAGUGCAGCAAGGAGUUAGACCUUAUUAUUUACACAUUUCCAGAAACAGUCACCAUCAGCGGUGACCCCAGCAGUGAGAUGGAAGAAGAAAAAGAAUAUAAAUUUACAUGUCACAUCCCCAAUGUAGCACCAGUCCAAAAUCUCACUGUAAGGUGGUAUAAAGGAGACACAAUCAUCCAGACAGACACUUUUGACAAUCCUGCUAAGCGGCCAGUGGAUCAGACAUCUGACCUGAAGUUUACACCGACUAGACAAGACAAUAAUGCCUUGUUGAGAUGUGAAGCAUAUAUGGAUCUGAGCCCAGAUGGGCCACAACUUAACAUAUCCACUCAGGAGUACAACAUCACAGUUGUCUAUGGACCAGAUAUACUGUGCCCUACCACUGACAUACUGGAAGAGCAAACUUUAGAGGAGAUUUGCAUGGUGACAGGAAACCCCACCCCUCACGUCAGAUGGCUGAAAGACGGCGAGCCUGUGAACCCUACUGUCCCUCUGACAAGGGAUAAUGCUGGGAUAUACACACUUGAAGCUCAGGGCUUAUCCACUGUCCAAAAGACAAUCCCAGUACUUGUGUUAUAUGGACCAGAGUUGACGUGUCCACUCACUUACACUGCAGUAGAAUAUUCUCCUCACAACCUCACCUGCACUGAUAAGGGCUUUCCUAAACCUGAGACGCUCUGGUUUAAAGAUGGUGAGGAGGUUGUGCUUCCACAGAAACUGACCAGAAGCGACGCGGGACAGUAUUUUGUCACCACUUCAAACCUUCUGUCGAGUGUCAAUGUAACAGUGGAUAUCACCGUCCUGUAUCCACCAUCACCGAUAGUUGAACUCGAGGACUCUGAAGUCCAUGUUGGUUCCUCCGUGUGGCUGAAGUGCUCUUCCAUGGGCAACCCACGACCGAAAUAUUCCUGGAAUUAUUACCAGGCGGCCAAUGUUGUGGAGACAGACGAAGAUGGAGUGUCCCGUCUGCUCAUCCACAAUGCUACUGUGUACAACAUGGGCUCCUACACAUGUGAGGCUUGGAAUGACAUAGGAAAUGUCACCAAAACAGUUCACGUCAAUGUUAAAGGUGCCAAGCUGGAAUGCCCUAUCAGAAUAACUCCAGACACGAUGGUGAUGCAAUACAAAAGCAAAACCCAGAAUGCAACGUGCACGCCAACAUCCGACAGCUUCGCAAAUGUUAAUAAAAUAUUCUGGCAGGAUCUGCAGGGAAAAAGAACUGAUAGCACAGUUUGGUUUGCUGACACCCACAAAGACUGGAAUGAGAGUCCUGUUUGUUACGCAAAUUUUCAGGGAAUUGGAACGUGCCACAAAACUUUAAACUUCAUCCUUUACAAAACACCAGACAGUGUUACAAUCUAUCAUUUGGAUAACUCCAGCUCAGUGGUGGAGAACAGGGAGCUCCAGCUGCAGUGUGACAUUAUUAAUGUUGCUCCUGCACAAAACCUCAGGAUACACUGGUACCGAGGGAAUGAAACCCUUAAAUCAGGCUCAGUGCAAAUGACUCGCUGUUGGACUGACAAUGACACCAACUGCGACAUCAGCAUGAUCAGAUCCCCGGUAAAUGUGUCUUCUACCAUUAGCAUCACUCUGAACCGGAAUCACAGCGGAGCAGAUUUCAGAUGCGAGGCUCAGUUGGACCUGGGACCUGGGGGACCAGAGCCUUCUCCAAACAUGAUGUCCAGUCCUCUCAACAUCACUGUCUUCUAUAAACCCACCAUUAAUACCACAAAGCUGCCAAAGACAAUCCCAGUGUUCAGAGGUUAUCCUGAGGAGCUUGUUUGUGAAGCUGACGGUCACCCACCUCCAAGGAUCCAGUGGCUCUACAGCUCAGACAAGGCACCUCAUGAGCUUGAAGGCAAACUCAUCGUGUCUGAGGCGGGCCUCUACAACUGCACUGCUACCAAUGAUGUCGAUUCCACAGUGCAUGUGGUUGUAGUGAUUUUAAAAGAGGACUACCUUCCCCUCAUCGCUGGAUUUGUGGCAGUCACCGUAGUGGCCAUCUCCAUCGUCUUCCUCUUCAUCUACUCCAUCUACUACAAGAACACCAAGAUGCGCCGCUACAGUCUGAAAAACCCCAAACUCAGCACUCACCAUGGGAACGUGGCUCACAACGGCUGGGACCUGCCGCUGCCUAUGACCAAACUGUCUUAGCAGUACGUCUGUUGAUAGAACCGACCACUCUGAAUGAGCUGCAUCUCUGCCACCUGGAUCUGCAGUGUUUUAAAGCCCACAUAGCGCUCAGAGGGCAGGCUGACACUGGACGCUUUUGAAAUCUCUUCUGUUCCUCCGUUUGUCACACACCCAGUUUCGCUCACAUCUGUUUUGCCAUAUAUAACAGCAUUUCAUCCUUUAAGGAGUAAUAUAGUUAUGCAAUGGAGCAACCUUGACUUGAGAUGUACAGUUCUGUAUGUACUACUGGAUUUUUACCAGUUUUCACUGGACAGGAAGAACGAGCAAGGAAUCUGACUUGCAAAAGAUAGAGUAUUUGUGUUUUUCAUGAGCCCAAAGGGAAUCUAAUGUGAUUAUUAUUGUUGUUUUUAUGUUCUUUGUUUCACUAAUGUUUGACUUUUUGAUAAAAUUAUGCCCCAUUAUAAUGUACUUAAAGUCAGGUCUCUGUAUGUAGUUCUGUUCCAAACCAAACGUGAUUUGAGCGUGCACUUAAGAUAUUGGAAAUCUUAGACUGCCGUGGUUUUAUUUCUCAUACUAACCGGUAAUGCUUCUGAGUUUGUAUCUUGGAAGGUGUAACAUGGAAUGUGUGAAACAGGAGAAUCUGUGGACACUCGUACUUGUUUAUGCCAUUUAUUGAGCCCACUGCCCUGUCGCUACACUUUGUAAGCCACUCUCUGCACUUCUUUGUGAGUUUGUAGCCUUCUCCGUGCCUGGCCCCUUUGUAGUGCCAUACUGUGUCAGGCUCAGGCCUUAUGGGACAAAUUGUCCUUUUCCACACUUGUGUGCUUUUGUAUGAGUGACUGCAGGCGUUAUAGCCUAUCUGAACUGUAUAUUCUGAGUGAUAUUUUAUGUAAAAGCAAAUCUUUAUAUUUAUUUAUGAUAAAAAAACAGUAACGAUUGAACAAUUUAGCAUUGUAAAUGGACUGCACACAGGUAUGUAAACGUUGCAAAACGAUGAAAGAGUUAUGUGGAAUUCACCUGCAAAACGAGGGAUAUGAGGACAUUGUAAUGCAUUUGUGAAUACUGCUGUAAAUAUUUAUCACUGGUGUAAAACAGUAUUUUAUUAUUAAAAAAUGUGGCUUUUCAAACAGAUU